CUGGAGGCUGCGCUUUCCCCUUCUUCACACCCCCCCCCAUACCUGUCCUCAUGGUGAGUCCGGCGCAAGCUCCUCUGCGGGAGGCGCGGCGAGGGGCGUCAGUCAGCGCCGGCGGGAGAUGCGAAGGGGCUGAGCGGGAAGGGGAGCCGCCGAACCGCACCGCUGCCGCGCAGCCCGCUGCCGCCAUCCCGGACACACCGCGCGCCAUGUCCUUCCGCCAGAGGAGCCCGCACGGCAGCAGCACGAGCAGCCCGCAGCCCCCGCCUCGCUGGUCCCAGGGAAGGAAACGUGGCGCCGAUGGGAAGCGGAGAAAGCAGCACGAGCCCGAACCAUCCGUCUUCGAUGAAAGCAAGUGCGCGGGCUCUGACGGCAGGCUGGACAGUUUUACAACACCAGAAGGCCCUGGACCCCUUUCCCGGUGCUCAGAUUGGGGAACUGCAGUGGAAGAAGAUGAAAUGAGGACCAAUGUUAAUAAAGAAAUUGCAAGAUACAGAAGAAAACUCCUGAUAAAUGAAUUUGCAAGAGAAAGGAAGUCCUCCUCAGGAAGUUCUGAUUCAAAGGAGUCCACUGUGACAGUAGAACUUGAAACAGAUGAAGUGGUUUUGAUGAGAAGACAAAAACAGAUAAACUACGGAAAAAACACAAUUGCAUAUGAUAGAUACAUUAAAGAAGUUCCUAGAUGCCAUCGUAUACCAGGAGUCCAUCCCAGAACUCCAAAUAAGUUUAAGAAGUACAGCCGCAGGUCAUGGGACCAGCAAAUUAAGCUAUGGAAAGUUGCGCUGCAUUCCUGGGAUCCACCUACUGAAGAGGGAUGCGACUUGCAAGACAUUCGUCCUGUUGACCUUGGUGAGAUGGAGACAGAAUCUGUUGGAAGCACUUCUGAAUCUCAAACGAGCUGUCAAGAUAAUGAUGAUACCUGUUCUGGCACUCCCACCAAAAUUAGACACAUUGACUAUCAAGCCGAAGGUGAAUUUGACUUGGAAGUGUGUUUGAGUGAACCACUUAAAGAUUUCGAUACUGUGAGUUAAACAGUCCCAUGCAAAAAGUGUUUUAGAGGAAGUUUCUUAGACGUUUGAGGGGUUUGCGUGGUUCAGAAGCUGUUGAUAAUAAGAAAGCUUAAGCAAAGAUGAAGAUGGUUCUCUGAAGUUGUGGUUGGUUGACAUGUUCUCUGGGCCAAGCUUAUGUAAAACUACAGUUAUCUGUGUGGGGUUUUUAAUGUCCUAUUUAUGUAUAUCAGAUUUGUUUUUUAUCAAACCUGUCAGUAGAAAACUAGCCAAAGGCAGUGCUUCCCUCAAGUAAUUCUAAAUAGUUCAGCAAGAUCUUACUGAUUCCCCUGAGUUGUGUCCAUUACCUGAUCAAGAGCAAAGUAGGGAGGUAUUUUUGAGCAUCUGUAUGCUGCCUUCCUUUCCAUCUAACUCUUCUACAACGAUCUGACUUGAAGUAAUACAAGCGGUACUUGAACCAUACUGCAGAUUAGUACCCCUGAACUCAUCUCCUGCAGUUAUGUGCUGGAAGAUUGUGUGCCUUGCCUUUAACAACAACAGAAAAGAUCCCUUAUUUGCAAAAAUGCUUCAAAAACAAUUGAAAACUAAAUACUCUCAAGAAAUUGGAGGUCAAGGUGCUAAAGCUGGGGCAAUAAUGCUUUAAGAAACAGUAGCCUGAAUUUGGAACUUGUAAAUAGUCAGGAGUCAUUUAUUAAUACAGGCAAGGCAACAGUGCCUGGGGGAAGUGCUCGAUUCUCUUAAUUUUUGGAUUUUAAAUGUAAACCUGUUGUAAAUGAUCACACUGUACAGAUUUUCUGCUGAAAGCAGUGAAUGUUUCUAUCACUUUUUGUAUGGGAUGUUGCUGGAAAAUAAAUGGAACUGAAUUUA
This is a messenger RNA of Pezoporus occidentalis (night parrot), 1871 nucleotides long. Its product is annotated as histone RNA hairpin-binding protein-like. Gene Ontology annotation, molecular function: mRNA binding; histone pre-mRNA stem-loop binding. Gene Ontology annotation, biological process: mRNA transport; mRNA 3'-end processing by stem-loop binding and cleavage. The transcript has 8 exons. The record is from RefSeq and is a predicted model, not a curated record. Gene Ontology annotation, cellular component: histone pre-mRNA 3'end processing complex; cytoplasm. The coding region runs from base 51 to 1028 and encodes 325 amino acids. Lineage: Eukaryota; Metazoa; Chordata; Aves; Psittaciformes; Psittacidae.